UGGGUGGAGAAGGAGGGCUGUUUUCCAGGAUGUACUCCCGUUCCGUUUCCUACUAGGCUUGAAGGAGGAGGAAGCAGCCACUCGCGCCUCCCGAAAGAAGGAAGCCUCGCUCCGUCUCUCCAUUGGCUGUGGCGGGGGGAGUGGCCGCGCGGUUGGUUCCAGGCCCGGGAGGUGGUCCUGGGCUGCCCCCUCCCGCUGCUCCCCGCAACGAUGUUGCCGGGCCUGCCAUGCCGCCUCUGCGUGCUGCUCCGCUGCCCGGGGGCGGCCGCAGCUGCCCUCCGCCGUGCUUAUCACGGGGACAAGGUGGCCACGGUGGGCUCGCAGCCCGACGCCGCCUCCCCGCUUUACCAGGAAAAUUAUGAACGAAUGAAAACAUUAGUAACAGAACUGCGACAGCAAGCUGAAAAAAUCAGAUUAGGUGGUGGAGAGAAGGCCCGGAACCUUCACACGUCAAGAGGAAAAUUGUUACCUAGAGAAAGAAUUGACAGGCUUAUAGAUCCUGGGUCUCCAUUCCUGGAAUUCUCUCAGUUUGCUGGUCACCAGCUAUAUGGCAAUGAAGAGGUACCAGCAGGAGGCAUCAUCACAGGCAUUGGACGAGUCUCUGGAGUGGAGUGUUUGAUUAUUGCCAAUGACGCAACUGUCAAAGGUGGGACAUAUUAUCCAAUAACUGUAAAAAAACACCUACGUGCUCAAGAAAUUGCAAUGCAAAAUAAUCUUCCUUGUCUAUAUUUAGUUGACUCAGGAGGUGCAAACUUACCUCGCCAAGCAGAAGUGUUUCCUGAUCGUGAUCAUUUUGGUAGAAUUUUCUAUAACCAAGCCAUUAUGUCCUCUCAAAGAAUUCCACAGAUAGCAGUAGUUAUGGGCUCAUGUACAGCAGGAGGUGCCUACGUACCUGCAAUGGCUGAUGAAAGCAUAAUAGUUGGCAAGCAGGGAACAAUUUUCUUGGGAGGACCUCCACUGGUUAAAGCAGCAACUGGGGAGGAGGUAUCAGCAGAAGAUCUUGGAGGUGCUGAUCUUCAUUGCAGAGAAUCUGGUGUAACUGAUCAUUAUGCUUCCGAUGAUAAUCAUGCACUUCAUUUAGCUAGAAAGAUGGUGAGAAAUUUGAAUUACCUGAAGAAAGUAGACGUGACAAUAGAACCUUCAGAAGAGCCGUUGUUCCCUCCAGAGGAACUUUAUGGGAUAGUUGGAGAACAACUUAAAAGAAAUUUUGAUGUCAGAGAGGUCAUUGCUAGAAUUGUAGAUGGAAGUAAAUUUGAUGAAUUUAAAGCCUUAUACGGGGAUACAUUAAUUACAGGGUUUGCUAGGAUAUUUGGUUACCCUGUAGGAAUAAUUGGAAACAAUGGUGUUCUAUUCUCCGAAUCUGCAAAGAAGGGAACACAUUUUAUUCAGCUUUGUUGCCAGAGAAAUAUCCCCCUUGUGUUUCUACAAAAUAUCACAGGUUUUAUGGUUGGUAAAGAUUAUGAAGCUGGUGGAAUAGCAAAAGAUGGAGCCAAGAUGGUAACUGCAGUAGCAUGUGCCAGUGUGCCUAAAAUAACAGUAAUUAUUGGAGGUUCCUACGGUGCUGGAAAUUACGGGAUGUGUGGAAGAGCUUAUAGUCCAAGAUUUCUUUUCAUGUGGCCAAAUGCUCGGAUCUCAGUGAUGGGAGGAGAGCAGGCUGCCAUGGUUUUGGCUACAAUAGCCAAGGACCAAAAAGCAAGGGAAGGGAAGCAGUUAUCGGAAGAAGAGGAAAACGCUCUGAAGGAACCAAUCAUCCAGAGAUUUGAAGAGGAAGGAAACCCUUACUAUUCAAGUGCACGAUGCUGGGGACCUUCAAACAUUACCGAAGCCUUGUGGGAAUCACAUUUCCUAGGGCAUACUAGCACAUGAUGCAGCCAUCUUGCUUAAGCUAAGUAGGUCUAUGUCUGGUCAGUGCCUGUAUGGAUGAUCACCUGAGAACCCUAUAUGUAAGGUGACUUGAGUUUAACUAUAAAAGAAAAGAAAGAUAUUUUUAAAAACAUCUGCAUGAGCAGUUCCUGCAUGGCUGGGGUAACAUUUUAAAUAGCCCAACUAUGUGAAUGGGAGCCAAUCACAUGGGCUGUUUCCAUAAAACUGGUCCCUUCUCCUUCCAGGUGGGGCCCCUUAAAAUUGGUCCCUUCUCCUGUUACUUUCUACAGUUGGCUCUUGACCACUUGGUUGGGGCAUUUAAAUAAGAUCAUAGUUCAGCUGCUGAAGAACUGCUCAAGGACAAGCUGCUCCCAUGUGAUUAGGGUAAUACUUAGAGGACCUCAUUCAUUUGAUUUUCAUGGAAUUUGUAUUUAAAAUUUAAUCCUUUUUAUUUUUGUUUUUCC
Hemicordylus capensis (graceful crag lizard) is the source of this 2327-nucleotide messenger RNA. It is a transcript of the gene MCCC2, whose product is annotated as methylcrotonyl-CoA carboxylase subunit 2. Gene Ontology annotation, biological process: L-leucine catabolic process. The coding region runs from base 211 to 1866 and encodes 551 amino acids. Gene Ontology annotation, cellular component: methylcrotonoyl-CoA carboxylase complex; mitochondrion. Gene Ontology annotation, molecular function: methylcrotonoyl-CoA carboxylase activity. NCBI's taxonomy places the organism in Eukaryota, Metazoa, Chordata, Lepidosauria, Squamata, Cordylidae. The transcript has 17 exons. The record is from RefSeq and is a predicted model, not a curated record.